ACACUCAACACACAAUUCAUUCAUUAUCUCUCUCUGUGUCUCUCUCCGCCACCCUCUGCUCUGCACCCACUUUUACCCCUCACACCACAUCCUCCUCUGCUUUUGCGUUUCCGUCUUCCCAGCUCGCUGAUGAACGACGAUUGGUUAGCGGCGGCGAUGACCGAUGACGCCGUCGUCGUCGACCUCCUCUUCCGCCUCAAGCAGUCCCCGUUCUCAGAGGCGUGCACUCCGCCGCCGCAUCCCGCCGCCACGAGGUUGUUGCAUAUGCGCUUGCCUUCUCCCAGCUGGGGCCAUCGCCAGCCGAGAUCGAAACCGACGGCGUCCGCUAGCCGGAAAGAGGCCGCCGCUGGAAGUUCCGCCAGGUUUAGCCCGACCACUCCGCUCUCCUGGAGCGGUGGCGCCGCUUCGCCCAGCGACGGCGGCUUUGACGAGUCCAGCCGCCUCCCUUCUUCAUCGGAUCUAACAUCCGCUUUCAGAUCCAAGGUUAAUGAAAGCAGCAAUGUUGGAAGUAGUUCCGGGCAAGGGCAAGGGUGUAGAAGGAAGAAGACAUUUGGUGACCUUGUGGAGGAAGAGAACUCACUAUUGAAGGAGAGAGUACAGUUGAAAAGGGAGCUGGCAUCCCUGCACGUGACGCUGAACCAACAAAAGGCUAGGAGCCAAGACUUGAAGAGGAUCAAGAUUGAUUUGAAUAUGCAAUCGGCUUGUGAUCGGGGUGUAGGCCCCCGUGCCAAUGAACCCUCCACUCAAUGCAACAACCCAAUGCAAGUUUUGUCUAGACAAAGAUACACCGAGGAUGAGGAGGAAGAAGAUGAGGAGGAGCAGGUUGUAUUGUCAGAUUCUUCACAGAACAAAGGAGGAGGAGGCUUCAUCCUUCCCGAUCUAAACAUGACUCCCCUGGAAGACGAAUGGAAUUAACCAAGAAUAAGAAUGUGGAUCGGAGCUGUGAUAUAUAUGGGGCUAGACCGACCAGCCGGAAUUCCUGGCUGAGAAGGAGGAGAAAGGAGAAGAUGUUUGUAAAUCAACUAUUACUACUUUCAUUUGUGACCAAGUCACAGGUGUAGAGAUUCACUACCCUCCUGGAGGAGGUCUGGUGAACUGGGGAGAAGAAGAAGAAGAAGAAGGUGGGGGGUUAUGGGUAGUGUAGAGAAGAGUAGGUUUAAUUAGAUGUAGAAAGCUCUUAUCAAAUUUUUUAAAUUUUUGAUUGAUUUCUUGUUGCCAUUUUUAGGGACAUGAAAUGGAACUUUUCUUUAUUCUUUUCUUUA
Ipomoea nil (Japanese morning glory) is the source of this 1262-nucleotide messenger RNA. RefSeq lists its product as uncharacterized. The transcript is spliced from 5 exons. Lineage: Eukaryota; Viridiplantae; Streptophyta; Magnoliopsida; Solanales; Convolvulaceae. The coding region runs from base 130 to 915 and encodes 261 amino acids. The record is from RefSeq and is a predicted model, not a curated record.